CAUGCUGUUCAAGCAUCGAGGCUUCCUUUUCUUGAACUGGGUCUUAUUUUUCUUACCUGUUGCCGACUAAUUGUUUUUCUUGUCAAUUUCUUCCAGUAAACAAGAUUUUUUUCAAUUAUUCACUGGGUAUCUAGUAUUUCGCCUACUAAACAAUUGAUUGGUCUCUGGCCAUUUACGGACCCUGUCUGCCUAUUCACAUUCGAACAGAUCAACUUUUUUCAUUUUGCUAUUCGACCUGUAUAUACAGUAUAUCCUCUGCUUGCGAUCCGCAAGUGCCUCAAUGAUUUCACCAUGAAUUUAGAAGAAUCAGGAGAACCUCCAUUCAAGAAAAGAAGAUUUUUUGCAGACCCAGAGGAAGAAAAUGAUCCGACCCCUCAUUGUUUACAAAGAAAGCCGCCUCUUGCAGAGAAGAAGGUUGACAAUGUCAUUAACGAGGCGCCCAUCGCGGGCACUGCUGGUCCACUCUCGGCAAUGUCUUCUUCUACCUCGGAUAACAAUACGAAUCUUGACGCAAAUGCAUUUCAAAGCAUUGUUGGCGACCAGGUCGAUCCCGAGGCUCUGAGUAUCAUCGGUAGUAACUGUGAAGGCAAUCUUGAGCGAGCUGUUAACAUGUACUUCGACGGCACUUGGAAGAAAUAUCGUACUCCAAAACCCACAAACAAGACCGCAGUUUUUCCCCUGCCCCGAACACCCCCAACGAUCUCAACUAAAAACUCCAACCAACCCCGUCCUCUACCGGUACGGCCCCAACAGUCACAACUCUCGAUGAGUAGUCGUUAUAUAGGCGCUUUUGGUGUAGAGGGAUGGGCUACUCGAAGUGGAGUAAACCUUCUCAAACACGGAGACAGUGUCAAAAUCGAGCGUCAGAAGAUCGUGCCACCAAGUUCAUAUGUUAAGGGUAAAGCAGGUACGCUAAUGCCGACCCCCAGGGUGAACUCGGCUGCGGCUAGGAGGGUUGAUGUGAUUGUGCGCUUUACCGAUGCCCGAGGAUCUGAGAUCGGUCGGCUGGCAAAAGACACCGCAAAUUGGGUAUCUUCGCUUAUGGAUCAAAAUGUCUGCAGGUUUGAAGGUAGCUGCGUAUAUGCGCCUGAGAGGCUAAGGACAAAUGAUACCGUAUUCCUGCAGUUGCGAUGCUUCUUAAUAAGUUCUACUUUCCAGAAUGUAGGUUAUCAAUUAUCGGAUAACCGAUCGACUGGCCUCUUCGAGGAGAAGGAAACAGGCGAGGAACGUGAUCUACGUCUGCGUCAAGUGUCACUUGUGCGAUUGUUCCAGGAGAUCAAUCUCGACCCGUCAAGAGGCAACGCGACCGCAACUAGGAAUGCGAGACAAGGCCUUCUUUCCGCUGCCGAAACGAUUGACAAGAAGAAUAACGAUCCGAAACCUAGUAGCCAAGGUACACCAGGCUCAUCUCCACCGGCGGAUGACGCCGAAGACGGGCAAGAACUCGAGCAGGAUCAACUAGAUGCCCUUUACCGGAAAGCUCAAUCCUUUGAUUUUAGCACACCCGAAGCCGAGCCAGCAGAGACAUUUAACAUGACUCUCCGUCCCUACCAAAAGCAAUCGCUAUAUUGGAUGUUAGCUAAAGAGAAAGACCGGACGAAUGAAGCCCGUGAAGCCUCAAUGCAUCCACUCUGGGAAGAAUAUACUUGGCCAACGAAAGAUGUCGAUGAUCAAGAGUUGCCUCAAGUUGAAGGCCAGUCUAGCUUUUACAUGAACCCAUACUCUGGUGAGAUGUCCUUGGAUUUCCCUGUACAAGAACAGCACUGCUUAGGCGGUAUCCUUGCCGAUGAGAUGGGUCUUGGUAAGACAAUUCAAAUGCUGAGUUUGAUUCAUUCCCAUAAGUCUGAAGCUGCAAUUCAAAGCAAAAAUAACCCCCUCAAUUCUACAAAUGGUCUACGAAAGACGUUUUCUAGAGCUGGCAUCGUUCCUGCGCCCAAGACGACUCUGGUUAUUGCUCCUAUGUCGUUACUUGCCCAAUGGCAAAGUGAAGCAGAAAACGCGUCGAAAGAAGGCACGCUAAAAUCUAUCGUUUACUAUGGCACUGAAAAGACCGACAACCUUCAAGCGUUGUGCUGCGAGACUAAUAUUUCUUCUGCCCCGGAUGUCGUAAUUACAAGUUAUGGCGUGGUAUUAUCGGAAUUCACCCAGCUCGCUUCUAAGCAAGGCUUUUAUAAAGAAUUACAUAACGGCCUGUUCUCAUUAGACUUCUUCCGCAUUAUUCUCGACGAAGCUCAUACCAUCAAAAAUCGACAAUCGAAGACAGCUAAGGCUUGUUAUGGUCUUUCAGCAACUCACCGAUGGGUUCUCACUGGAACCCCUAUUGUAAAUCGUCUAGAGGAUCUGUUCAGUUUAGUUAGGUUUCUUAGGGUGGAACCUUGGAACAACUUUUCCUUCUGGCGGACUUUUAUUACUGUUCCAUUCGAGUCUAAAGAUUUCGUUCGUGCUCUUGACGUGGUACAGACGGUGUUGGAGCCUUUGGUGAUGAGGAGAACCAAAGACAUGAAGACCCCUGAUGGACAACCACUUGUUCCUUUACCGCCAAAGUCGAUGGAAAUCGUCGAAGUCGAACUCUCCGAGGCCGAGCGAGCUGUAUACGACCAUAUCUUUACCAGAGCUAAGCGUACGCUCUCGGCCAAUGUUGAGAAGGGCACGGUGAUGAAAGCAUACACCACUAUCUUUGCCCAAAUUCUCCGUCUACGCCAGACAUGCUGUCACCCAAUCUUGGUGAGGAAUCAAGAUAUAGUGGCCGAAGAAGAAUUGGCAGGGGCAGAGGCGGAUGCCGCCGCAGGCCUUGGUGAUGAUAUGGAUCUCCAAUCUCUGAUCGAAAAAUUCACUGCAACUACUGGUGAUGAAAAGGAUGCCAAUGCAUUUGGCGCACAUGUUCUCCAGCAAAUCAAGGACGAGGCUGUCAACGAAUGUCCCAUCUGUUCGGAAGAGCCGAUGAUUGACCAAACAGUUACUGGUUGUUGGCAUUCUGCUUGCAAGAAAUGUUUACUGGAUUUCAUUAAGCAUAGCGCGGAUCAUCAUCAAGUACCAAAAUGCUUCAAUUGUCGUGAGCCUAUAAACGGUCGCGACUUAUUUGAAGUGGUUCGACACGAUGACCCGGAUUCGUUUCACACAACGCCAAAGAUCAGUUUGCAAAGACUGGGCACUAAUGAGUCUUCGUCUAAAGUCGUCUCACUCAUGAAACAUCUACGAGAACUGCGCAGGGAACACCCUCGCAUCAAAUCGGUGGUGUUCAGCCAAUUUACAUCCUUCAUGUCACUCAUCGAACCCGCACUCAACAAGGCAAACAUGCGCUUUCUCCGUCUCGAUGGCUCCACCAACCAAAAGACUCGGUCUGCCAUCUUAAGCGAGUUCAGAGAGUCGGACAAGUUUACAAUUCUGUUACUGAGUUUGCGGGCUGGUGGCGUGGGACUAAACCUGACACAAGCGAAUCGAGUCUUUAUGAUGGAUCCUUGGUGGAGUUUCGCCGUCGAGGCGCAGGCCAUCGACCGUGUGCACAGAAUGGGUCAGGAGAACGAGGUAAAAGUGUAUCGGUUUAUUGUGAAGGAAAGUGUCGAAGAGCGGAUGUUGAGGGUUCAGGAUAGGAAGAAGUUUAUUGCUACGUCUUUGGGUAUGAUGUCGGACGAAGAAAAGAGACUCCAGAGAGUUGAAGACAUUAAGGAAUUGCUGAGCUAAACCAGCAUGUAAAGUGAGCUAGAUGAAUUGGAUUGCUUUUAUGAUAAUAGAGGGACAUGACCGGUAUACCCCACGGUGGAACAAAAUGGCUUUACAUUGGGAGCAUCUUUUGGUCGUCAUCGGGCUUCACUUUAGAGCGUGAUGGGUGUCGGAUCAUCGGCAUUGGCUUCUCAAUCAUGAGUUUCGAAACAUGGCGAGUGAAGUGGACAUUUCAAU
Molecule: messenger RNA, 3897 nt
Organism: Annulohypoxylon maeteangense
Lineage: Eukaryota; Fungi; Ascomycota; Sordariomycetes; Xylariales; Hypoxylaceae
Product: DNA repair protein rad-5
Exons: 3
Coding region: 292-3681 (1129 amino acids)
Molecular function (GO): ATP-dependent chromatin remodeler activity; hydrolase activity, acting on acid anhydrides, in phosphorus-containing anhydrides; nucleic acid binding
Source: RefSeq, a predicted model, not a curated record